Aspergillus sclerotioniger CBS 115572 is the source of this 1833-nucleotide messenger RNA. RefSeq lists its product as uncharacterized. Gene Ontology annotation, biological process: positive regulation of transcription by RNA polymerase II. The transcript is spliced from 7 exons. NCBI's taxonomy places the organism in Eukaryota, Fungi, Ascomycota, Eurotiomycetes, Eurotiales, Aspergillaceae. Bases 48 to 1433 code for a protein of 461 amino acids. The record is from RefSeq and is a predicted model, not a curated record. Gene Ontology annotation, cellular component: nucleus. Gene Ontology annotation, molecular function: DNA-binding transcription factor activity; transcription cis-regulatory region binding.
GAUUGGAGUUGUCGGAGGAUGCUGAGGUGGCGUUUCCGGGGUGGGAGAUGUGGGUGCGUUUGAUGGGGCCGGUCAGGUUUGUGGAUGAGACGGUGUUGGUUAGGAAGUUUUAUGAGGUUGGUGUGGGAGAUGAGGAGGGGAUUGAUGGUGGUCUGGAGCAAUUUACUUUGCCAUUGACGGAUGAAGGGCUGGGGGAUACGUCUUCGAUACAACGGUUGCGGGAUGAUGGCUCGUCGCGUGAGUUUGGGGGUUUGGCUGGGGAAAGUUUCCAGCAUGCUUUGGAGGAGUCUAGUGGGGGGUUGAAAUUGGUUGUUUUGAAGCAGGAACAGAGGCUAUCGCUUAAUGGGCGAGAGGCUACGCUGAUGCGGAAUUAUGUGGAGAAUAUGGCGCUGUGGGCAGAUAUCACGGACCCUCAUCGACAUUUCGAGGUAGAGGUCCCGGUCAGAGCGGUGCAGGAGCCGGUCCUGCGUUAUGCGAUAUUUGCUUUCUCCUCUCGACAUGUUGAAAGACAGAGCAAGGGAAAUGAGGCAGAAGCGCUGCAGUAUCAUAACCACUGUCUGCAAUUGCUGAUUCCAGCGCUUUCUGGCUCAGGAGGUGACUUGACUGAUGUCGUGCUUGCCACUGUUGCGAUUCUUCGCCAGCAUGAGGAGAUGGAGUGUGAUGACAAUCAGUUCCACCUGACAGGAGCAGCGCAUAUAUUGAACACUGUAUCAUCCUUUGGAUCAUCAGGAGGCCUAGGCGAGGCGGCUGCCUGGCUGUGUCUCCGUGACGAUAUCCACGUAUCGCUAAUCUCGCAAAAGCCUCUGCGAACGAACCUGGAAAGCUUCCAUCAUUCGGAUAUAUUUGUCAGAAAUGAUGACUUCGCCUGGGCCGCUCGGAUGGUCUUUCUGCUAGCCAAAGUGUUGAGAUGCGCAUUCAACCAAGUGUCCUCGCCAGAAUAUACCGCGCUACAGAAUAUUGCUCAAGAGGUCGAAGAUUGGAACACCCGAAAGCCGCCUUCUUUUCAUCCCCUUCGAAUUCUCCCUCGUGACAAGGAUGUUUCCCGCCGAUUCCCGGAGGUGUGGAUGUUGCUACCCGUGCAUGUGGUCGGGGUUCAAUACUACCACAUCGCCAAGAUUGUCCUAGCCUUUUCUUGUAGCCCAAGCCCAUCAUUGGCCUACGAGAGUUUCAAAAACUCGCGCAAUAUAGAGAAAACGAUUCGACACCACCUCUUCAUGGUGCUGGGAUUGGCCAAGUCAAAUCCCAAAGCGGAGAACACGCUUUUUACUGCGCGGCACAGUUUGGUGGCCUGGGGCUGGGUCAUCCGGCAUCGACCGGACCAGGAGGCUGCCGAGAUUCUUCUGAGAGAAAUGUGGACGAGGACCGGCUGGGAUGUGGCCGCCUCGAUACAGUCUUUACGAGAGCAAUGGGCCGACGAGGACACGGACAGCUGAGCUGACCGGUUGCCGAAUCCGCCCUUAACGAGCGACAGGUGCUAUCUCCGUGAGCCAUAGCACCCUCCUAGUUGGAUAGAUCAACUUCACAGCCUCAUCGCUGUUGUUGCCACUUGAUGGCCCAACGCUGCUGCCCUAACGAUCGGGAUCGGGUACUCGGAUGCAGCGCCUCUUCGCUGGCAUUGGUUUCAUUCGUCCGGGCAUAUGCGAUAUGAUCGAGUGGCUGAAAGCUUAAAAGGACGAUACGAUCACCGGGGCAUUGUGACCCGCCGAUUGGCAGAUAAUGACCGUAGAUCUCACUGGUGCUCCGAUGCUGCGUGUGGCCAUCACAUUGGGCAUGAUUCUGCACCAGCAGCAAUGCCAAUGCGACCCUGACUCGAAGUGGUGCAGUGUUCACAAC